AUGACGGCUAUUGACAGUGCAACCUUAGGUUUUCCACGUAUGGGCCCCAAUCGUGAGCUCAAAUUUGCCCUUGAAAAGUUCUGGCGUCAAAAGAUUAGUGAGGAAGAGCUCUAUCAAGUAGCACAUGCUGUCGAGGAGGCCAAUUGGCGUAAGCAGCUUGAUACUGGUGUAACUCGUGUUGGUGUCGGUCUCUUCUCGCUCUAUGAUCAUGUACUUGAUUGGACUUAUUACCUUGGUCUUGCUCCUGAACGGUUUGCCAAAGUACCUACUGGUCUAGCGCAAUAUUUUGCAAUGGCUCGUGGUGUUGAUGGUAUUCCUGCUCUUGAUAUGACGAAAUGGUUUGAUUCAAACUAUCACUAUGAAGUACCGGAGCUUAACACUAAAUCUACACCCAAAGCAAACUUUAGUUCAUAUGUGGCUACCAUUAAACGGGCACUAUCGAUUGUUGGAACCGAUAAGACGGUUCCUAUUAUUCUAGGCCCUCUUACUUACUUAACACUUAGUAAGUAUGAUGGUACAACCCUUGAUGACCUUCUAGUGAAAGUACUACCUCUUUACACUUCAUUAUUAAAUGAGCUGGCUACUCUUGGAGUGACGGAAGUUCAAGUACAUGAACCUUCACUUGUAGGUGCUAAUGCUGACAAACUUGCUAAACACUUGACAACAGUGUACGGCUCAAAGAACCAGAAAGGUGCCAUUCAACACGACAAAAUUGCUCUUAAUCUGGCCACGUACUUUGAAGAAAUUAACCACGAUGUGUACCAGUGGUUUGCCACUUCACCCGUGUCCGCCAUUUCGCUUGACUUUACACGUGGUGAUAACCUGUCAGUCUUGCAAAAGUUCGGUUUCCCGGCCGGAAAGCGUCUUGGUGCCGGCCUUAUUGAUGGCCGCAGUGUGUGGAAAUUUAAUCCCGAUACCACUCUGUUACAAGUCAAUGAGAUUAAGAAGGUGCUUGCUGCAUCGGACGGCACCUCGCUUACGAUCCAAACCAGUUCUUCGCUCCAGCACGUACCAUAUACGACGGAUUGUGAGAAAGCGCUGAAUGCUGGAGAGACAGAUGGAUUACUGGGUGUUCUCAGCUUUGCGUACGAAAAACUCGCCGAGUUGGAGGUUGUCAAGAGCAUUGCGGAGAAGGGUGAGGAGGCUGCUAAAAAUGAGGUCGACGCUGCUAAGAAGGCUUGGUCGGUGUACUACGAGAAGAACCCUGCCAAGGCCGCUGUGCAGUCCCGUCUCGCUGCUGUGACGGAUGCUGACUUUAAGCGUCCUUCUCCGUUCGCUGAGCGCCGCCCUUCGCAGCUCAAGGGUCUGCCUGUGCUGCCAACGACCACUAUCGGUUCGUUCCCUCAGACUCCUCAGAUCCGUGCUCUGCGCCGAAAGCUUAAGGCCGGUGACAUUACGCUCGAGCACUACCGUCAGAAGAUUGACGAGCAGAUUGCUUACAACAUUGGUGUCCAAGAAGCUCUUGGCCUGGACAUUUUGGUCCAUGGUGAGCCGGAACGAACUGACAUGGUCGAGUACUUUGCUGAGAAGCUGAAUGGUUUUGCUUUUACACAGAAUGGCUGGGUGCAGAGCUAUGGUUCCCGUUGUGUUCGUCCUCCGAUUAUUUUUGCCGACCUGGAGCGUCCAGUCGACAUGACUGUGCGUGAGUUCGUCGUUGCGCAGUCAUUCACCACCAAGCCAGUAAAGGGUAUGCUUACGGGUCCUGUAACAAUUCUAAACUGGUCGUUCCCCCGCAAAGAUAUCAGCCGCAAGGAGCAGGCUUUUCAGCUUGCCCUGUGCCUGCGCGACGAAGUUGCUGACCUUGAAAACGCCAAGUGUACUGUUAUCCAGGUGGACGAGCCUGCUCUUCGUGAGGGCAUGCCGCUUAAAGCAGCUAAGAAGGAUGAGUACCUGAACUGGGCUGUUGACGCAUUCCGUCUGUCGACUGCUGUUGCCAAAAACGAGACCUCGAUUCACACGCACAUGUGCUACUGCGAGUUUGCGGACUGCAUGCACGCCAUUGACGCUAUCGAUGCUGAUGUGAACUCGAUCGAAAACGCUCGUUCGGAUGACGAGACCAUCCGUGAGUUCAAGUCUAUUGGUUACAAGCGUGACCUCGGUCCGGGCACGUACGAUAUCCACUCGCCUGUGGUGCCUCCCAAGGAAGAGAUUGUUAAGAAGCUUAAGAGUUUUCUAAACCUGUUGCCUGCCGAGCAGGUUGUGGUGAACCCGGACUGCGGUCUUAAGACGCGCAAGUGGCCUGAGACCAUUGCUGCUCUUCGCAAUAUGGUGGAUGCCACCCUCGAGGUCCGUGCAACUUUGUAA
This is a messenger RNA of Peronospora belbahrii, 2304 nucleotides long. NCBI's taxonomy places the organism in Eukaryota, Oomycota, Peronosporomycetes, Peronosporales, Peronosporaceae. The record is from the annotation of a GenBank genome assembly.